AGUAGGGAGUCUCAGUUCAGCGGUAGGGAGUCUACGGAAUGUAUUUAAGUGACCUGUUAAGAAAUGCGCUGUGGCCACGCUUUAAUUUAGGUAAAUUAGGUUGGAGAUACACUUGAGAGGUGUCGCAAAGUAUAAGGAAUUUAAAAAGAAUGUUGUAAUCGUUGGAAUGGAACUAUUGACGAUUCCAGGAGACAUGGAGGUCUUUGGGUCAGUGCUGCACAAAAAUGCGACCGAGUUGACCGUUAUGGACGUUUAUGAUAUUGCCGCUGUUGUAGGCAACGAGUUCGAGCGGAUAAUAGACCAAUACGGGUGCGAGGCGUUAUCGCGGCUGAUGCCCAAAGUGGUGCGUGUUCUGGAGGUUUUGGAAGUGCUUGUCAGUCGCAGCAACAUCAACCCGGAGACCGAGGAGUUGCGGCGCGAGCUGGACAGGUUACGCCUGGAGCGGAAUGAAAGAUUGGAGAAGGAGAAGAAACACCAAAAGGAGCUGGAGCUGGUGGAGGACGUGUGGAGGGGCGAGACCCAGGACCUGUUGUCCCAGAUCGCUCAGCUGCAGGCGGAUAACAAGAGUCUCCUGAUGAGCCUGUCCCACAAAGACUCUCCCGUUACCAAGGAGGAGCUGCAGAAACCGGAAGGAAUGUCAGACAGAGAGCGUCAGGUAAUGAGGAAGUUGAGAGAAGUGGUGGACAAGCAGAGGGACGAUAUCAGAGCCAAGGACCACGAGCUGGCCCUGAAGACAGAGGAUGUGGAAGCGCUCCAGCUGCAGCAGCACCGGCUGAUGAAGAUCAACCAGGACCUGCGGCGCCGCAUCGGGGCCCUGGAGGUCCAGGGCAAGACUGUGAUCCAGCAGAAGGCCGAGCUGGAGGCUCUGACCCAGGCCAGGCAGCAGGAGGUGGGGGCCCUGAGGAGGGAGGUGGAGAGGCUCCGGAAGGAAUGCCUCGGGUGGGAGAUGGAGCGGGAGAGGGAGGAGAAGGUGGAGGCCUCCACGCCGAAGCCGGAGGUGAAGGCGCCCACGGCAGGGUCUGCCACGUCCUUGGUUGCGGCAAAAGCAGCGUCCGUCAUGCAGAAUUCAGUGUGGGUUGAAUGUGGAGGCGAUCGCGAGUUCCUGGCAGAUUGUUGGAAGUCAGAAGACUAUCCUUCGCUCCUUCCAGACUUGACAGACAGGAACACCACUGGGGAGGACAAUUACCAUGACGAGGAGGUGGAAAUGUUGCUAUGGGAGGCGCUGUGUGACGAUCCCGGGGGGGAGUGUGAGGGGCAGGACCGGGCGGAGAGCGACGCGCCUCGCUUCACCCUGCAGGAGCUGAAAGACGUGCUUCAGGAGAGGAACGAGCUGAAAGCCCAGGUGUUCGUGCUGCAGGAAGAACUGGCCUAUUACAAAAGUGAGGACUUGGAGGAGGAAGUGGAGCCUUUUUUUUUUUUUCCAUCACCAGAGCCACAAGCUGCUUUAGUCGACCAGCCAGAGUCAGGAAUCAAACGUCUGAUCUUCACCGCGAUAAUGCCGAUGGUGGCCGCAGGGUUGAUCCAAGACGAUCCCACGUUGAUGCCAAUCAGAAGACUCAUGUCUUUUGUCUGACCGUGAUAUGUUUUUUAUUGACUCGACUUGUUUCUGUGUUCAGUGUCUUGACAUGUGGUUGUCACCCCAGACGUGUAUAUUUCGCUGUUGUGUUGUGCCACGUGCUUUGGAUUUUAGUCGUCAGCCAAACAACGUGAAGUACUUUCCUCUCAUUGUCCUAGUCCGGAUGGGUUCGGUGGUGCGUGGAAGAGUGAAAACAACAUGCGCACACAGAGAAAAAUUAUUGACCGAUGAAUCACAUCUUGAUGCCGGAAUCCCUUGUGCACAACAUGCUCAAGGCUGCUGACAUCCAGGAUUCGCUGAGCUUUCCUUCAAUCCCAGCGUCCCCACAAAGAAAAACGAUUGUGACAGAACUGUCUUCCAGUAUUUCAAUGAACGUUCAACCCCUGAUGCCACGGUACGUCCACCGAUUAAUCAACGAU
Molecule: messenger RNA, 1995 nt
Organism: Osmerus eperlanus (European smelt)
Lineage: Eukaryota; Metazoa; Chordata; Actinopteri; Osmeriformes; Osmeridae
Product: RILP-like protein 1
Exons: 8
Coding region: 167-1573 (468 amino acids)
Biological process (GO): cilium assembly
Cellular component (GO): cytoplasm; ciliary basal body
Molecular function (GO): dynein light intermediate chain binding; protein dimerization activity; small GTPase binding
Source: RefSeq, a predicted model, not a curated record